UGGUAUAUAUUUUUAAAGUUACCUUAUAUCUUUCAUUUGCAUUGGUGUGCUUUGUUUUCUUGGUCUAUCUACCAAAGAAUUCAGUGAUAACAAUAAGAGAUAAAAUGCAAUAUGUGGCUAGAUUUCAUUUUUGGUUUCUCCGGCAAAGAUUUCUUAACACAUAAAUGAAAGAGAAGAGAACUUUACUUGACACGAGUCAUGUUCAAGCUGUUUUGUCUAUAAUCUAAUUGUCUAUAAUCAUGAUGGGCAUUUCUUGAAAAAAAAAAUUAAAUUUAGUUCCAGCUAUAAACUGCAUUUUUAAUCUAUGUCUAAUGCCUAACUAAUUUUGAAAAUUUGAUAUUGCAUGCUAAUUGUUUGAUAUCUUGCUUCACGUAGAUGUCUUUUAAAGAACACAUUGGUGUUGUUUGUUUUCUUGAUUUAUUUACCAACGAACAUAAUGAUAACAAUAAGAGAUUAAAUGCAAUAUGUUUCUAGAUUCAUUUUUUGCUUCUCCGAUAAAGAUUUCUUAAAUAAUCUAAUUGUCCAUAUUCAUGAUGGGGAUUUACAUUUCUUGAAAAAUUAUAUUUAGUUUCAAGUAUAUAUAACUGCAUUUUAAACCUAUUUCUAAUGCUUGACUAAGUUUGAAAUUUUGGUGUUACAUGCUAGAUAUAUUUGUUCGAGUAAAUAUCUUUCACACAUAUUUUUGUCAGCUUUAAGAGGUAUCUGCUGGAGCUUCUAUAUAUGUAUGUCAUCACCACUCUUUUUUGUACUGGAUAUCCGCAUUGCUUUGUAGCUGAACUUGAUAAUAGUAAUCACUUCCUAACCUGAUUUUGCGGAUAAACAAUUAAGAUAAUAGAUUUUAAAAAAAUGCAGCUUAUCAAAUUCCUAAAUUUGACAUUAAUUAUUUUGAGUACAUACUUUUAACAUACUACCUCCGUUCUCUUUUAAUUGCAACAUUGGACUUUUUACAUUAUUCACAUAUUCUACUUUGACUAUAUUUUAUUAAUUAAUGUUUUAUAAAUUAAAUUUUUAAAAAAUAUCGUUAAAUUCUUCUCAUUCUAAAUUUUCAAAAUAUGAUUUUUUGAAAUUUUUUACUAAUAAGGAAUGAAAGAUAUUAAUGGUCAAACUUGUGCGUUGGCAAACGUGAAAUGUUUACUGUUUCAAUUAAAAAUGAAAGGUAGCAAGUAUAUUAAGAGGCAAAGAAUAUUUUUUAACAUAUAUUCGGUUCUUAAUUCUUCUUUUGAGUACAUACUUUUCACAAAUAUUAAGAGGCUGAAAAUAUGUGUUCAAUAUUUGCUCAAAUUUAACAUACUUUUGACAUCAAUAUAUUGAUAUUGAUAUACGUUUGCAUCCAUCUUUGCACCUCCAACUAGAAUAUUUGUUGACAUCUUUUCAGUUGAUAAAGGUCAUAUUUAGUGUAACCGUCUAAGCUUCAUAGUCGUGUGUUAUGAUGGUGUACUAAAUUUCUCUAUUACUACUAUGUCAUUGGAAAGCAACAGAGGUCUCAGGUUAAAACAGUUUGUUGCAAGUUUUCUCUACAUGUUCGGAAGUUGAACUUCUUUUCCUCUACAUGUUCGGAAUUGAUUAGAGUAUUAGUUUGGAAAACUGCUCACCCUCACUCUCAGUGUCUCAGUACUGAUGCUUCUUUUGUUGAUGGAAAAAGCGCUGAUGAUGCUAUACUCUGCGAUUGAGACGGAAAUUUAUCUCUGCGCUUUCGUUCCUCUGGCGGUGGGGUCUGUUCUUCAGGCGGAAGCUUGGACAGUGCUAGAAGCUCUGAAAUGGUGUCAAAGGAUGAGAUAUGAGAGGGUCCAGAUUGAAACCGAUUCGGAAGUAUUAUGCAAAGCUCUCAAAAAAUCUACUUCAGCAUCCUAUCUGGAGGAAAUCAGCCGGUUUAUUGCUAUUCUCCAGGCAACCGUCGUUCAUUGUUACAGGGAAAUUAAUACAGUUGCUCACCUUCUUUCUCGAGAAGCUCUUCAAUCGGGCACACAUACAGUAUUUUCUUCACCAAGCGAACUUUCCAGAUUAGUUUUCACGCAGCUAUUCCUUGAUGUUGUUUUGACUCCUGCCAUCCGCUUUUAAUGGCGUUACCUCUUUUAUUUUAUUCAUGCUUUUGCCCUCGGAAUUGAUCAGAAUACAGGCGCCUUUGAGUUCCGCUGCAGUUGUCAAAUUCUUCACACCCAUUUUCAAUUUUCAAUUUUUUAUUCUAAUUUCCUUUCAA
Molecule: messenger RNA, 2197 nt
Organism: Cuscuta europaea
Lineage: Eukaryota; Viridiplantae; Streptophyta; Magnoliopsida; Solanales; Convolvulaceae
Source: the annotation of a GenBank genome assembly